Molecule: messenger RNA, 2533 nt
Organism: Cinclus cinclus
Lineage: Eukaryota; Metazoa; Chordata; Aves; Passeriformes; Cinclidae
Gene: EXOC6B
Product: exocyst complex component 6B
Biological process (GO): intracellular protein transport; Golgi to plasma membrane transport; exocytosis
Cellular component (GO): membrane; exocyst
Source: RefSeq, a predicted model, not a curated record
UGGAGCGGUUCCGUGGAGCGGUUCCACGGAGCGGCCGAAGAUGGCGGAGCUGGAGAGCCUGGAGACGGCGGCGGAGCACGAGCGGAUCCUGCGGGAGAUCGAGAGCACGGACACGGCCUGCAUCGGCCCCACUCUGCGGUCCGUGUACGAUGGGGAGGAGCACGGACGCUUCAUGGAAAAACUGGAGGCUCGGAUCCGAAACCACGACAGGGAAAUUGAGAAAAUGUGCAACUUCCACUACCAGGGGUUUGUGGAUUCCAUCACGGAGCUCCUCAAGGUCCGGGGGGAAGCUCAGAAGCUCAAGAACCAAGUGACCGACACCAACCGGAAGCUGCAGAAUGAAGGGAAAGAACUGAUCCUGGCCAUGGAGGAGCUGAGGCAGUGCCGGCUGCAGCAGAGGAACAUCUCGGCCACCGUGGACAAACUCAGCCUGUGCCUCCCUGUGCUGGAGAUGUACAGCAAGCUGCGGGAGCAGAUGAAAUCCAAGAGGCACUACCCAGCCCUGAAGACCCUGGAGCACCUGGAGCACACCUUCCUGCCCCAGGUGAGCCACUACCGCUUCUGCAAGGUGAUGGUGGACAACAUCCCGCGGCUGCGCCAGGAGAUCCAGGAGCUCUCCAUGUCCGACCUCAAGGACUUCCUGGAGAGCAUCCGCAAGCACUCGGACAGGAUCGGAGAGACCGCCAUGAAGCAGGAUUGCGGAUUCAAGCAGUGGAAGAUAAUUGCCAGGGUAUUCUUCAGUCUCCUGCUCUCUCCAAUUGUUCAGGCACAGCAGCAGAGAAACCUGGACAACAUCGUGUCCCAGCAGCCCAGGAUUAGCGGGGGGAAGAAAUCCAAGAAGGAAUUCAGCGCCAGCUCCAAGCUGGAGGUGAAGAACACCAGGCCCAUGUCGGAGCAGGAUUUGGGGAUCCUGGAUGUGGAGGAUGAGGAUGAGGAUGAGGAGGAAGAGGUGCCUGGAGCCCAGGAUUUGGUGGAUUUCUCCCCGGUCUAUCGAUGCCUCCACAUCUACUCCGUCCUGCCUUCAUCCUGCUCUUCCUCAGCCCCGGUGCUGUCCAGCCACUCCAGGAUCCUCUGGUGCCUGGGGAUCUCCCCGAGCUGCCUCAGCCCUGCCUCGGUCAGCCGGGCCAGCCUGACCCUGCUGUCCCCAGGGUCCCCUCCCCGGCCCUGCGAGGUCCCCGGGGUGUCCCGGCAGUUGGGGACACCUGGGUGGGGGACCCUGCUGCGGACAGAAGCCGAGGGCGCCGCUGGUGCGGGCCGUGAGCGGCGGUCGGUGCCGGGGUCGCGCGCCGUCCCCUCCUGGGCCGGCCUGGCUCGGGGCACGGCCACCUGCAGGGGACAGAGGCUGGCAUCCCAACAUCCCCCACCUUUCUCCCGGGAUAGCUUCAAGGCUGGCUGUGGUUUCCCACGUCAGUCCCAGCUCUGUGACCUGCUGGAGCAGGAGAAGGAGCCAAAGGUCGGGGGCUCGAUUUACCAGGACACUUCCCAGCCUUCCCGUUGGGAAUUCCCUGCCUGCAGGAGAAAGUUCCUGGUGCUGUCAGGGCUGAUCCAGAGCCAAGCUCAGAUCCAAGGAGCCUCUGCCAAGGAAUUCCUCUCUAAAAAUUUAAAUUUCAGCUCCACGGAAGUCGAUGACAUGAUCCGAAAAUCCACAAACCUGCUGCUGACCCGGACCCUGAGCAACUGUUUGCAGAAUGUCAUCAAGAGGAAAAAUGUUGGACUGACAGAGCUCGUGCAGAUCAUCAUCAACACCACCCACCUGGAGAAAUCCUGCAAAUUCCUGGAGGAAUUCAUCACCAACAUCACCAACAUGCCGCCCGAGACCGUCCACACCACCAAGCUCUACGGGACCACCACCUUCAAGGACGCCCGGCACGCCGCCGAGGAGGAGAUCUACACCAACCUGAACCAGAAGAUCGACCAGUUCCUGCAGCUGGCAGACUACGACUGGAUGGCCCCGGAGCCGGGCAGCAGGGCCAGUGACUACCUGGUGGACCUCAUUGGCUUCCUACGCAGCACCUUUGCCGUGUUCACCCACCUCCCGGGCCAGGUCCGUGUCCACUCCAUCGUCUCUGGGAAGGUGGCCCAGACCGCCUGCAUGUCGGCCUGCAAGCACCUGUCCACGUCCCUGCUGCAGCUGCUGCUGGAGGCCGAGGUGAGGCAGCUGACGCUGGGGGCCCUGCACCAGUUCAACCUGGACGUGGAGGAGUGCGAACAGUUUGCCAGAUCCGGCCCAGUGCCUGGGUUCCAAGGGGACACGCUGCAGUUGGCCUUCAUCGACUUGAGACAACUCCUGGAUCUGUUCAUCCUGUGGGAUUGGUCGACGUAUUUGGCCGACUACGGACAGCCCACGUGCAAAUACCUUCGCGUGAACCCCACCACGGCCCUCGUCCUGCUGGAAAAGUGAGCUCGGAUGCGGGACACCAGCAGGAAAAACAACGUUUUCGCCCAAUUCCGGAAAAACGAGCGGGACAAGCAGAAGUUGAUCGACACCGUGGCCAAGCAGCUGCGAGGCCUCAUCAACAGCCACCACUCCUGA